Quercus robur (English oak) is the source of this 959-nucleotide messenger RNA. RefSeq lists its product as uncharacterized. The record is from RefSeq and is a predicted model, not a curated record. Bases 368 to 943 code for a protein of 191 amino acids. The transcript has 2 exons. Lineage: Eukaryota; Viridiplantae; Streptophyta; Magnoliopsida; Fagales; Fagaceae.
ACGUCCUGAGGCUCAGACCCAGGAUCGUCCUUAGGUUCAGGUACGUCCAACGGUUGGGGACAAAAGGAAGUUCUUGCCAAAGAACAUUGAUUUAGAAGGGCUCCCCAAUUGUCGAGACAAAAGAGUGAAGCAGGGCUCGUCUAAGGUGGUUAAGUCCAAACCUCCACAAUCUUAGCCUUCCAUCCAGGUAGUUGAUGUGGACUCGUCCACUUCGGUUGAGUCCACUUCGUCCAAGACUCCUCCACCCAGAACUCCUUUGUCUAAGUCAACUGCGCCUGGUUCGUCCUAGCCUUCCACGAACAUCAUUGAAAAUGAGGAUUUGGCUUGGGAACGUUUUCAGUUGGCUGUCCUGGGCGAGGACAUAAAUAUGUGUUAUAACAUGGGCUUAAAGGAGUUUGAGCAUUCUGGAGUCCAUGACCUCUUUAAGGCCAUGUCAAAGUUUAUGGCAGCGUCCAGACAGGCAACAGAACUGGACAAGACGAGGGUCUUGUUGGAGACGAGGAUUCAACAGGUGAAUGCUGACUGCAAAAAAUGGGCUGGGGCUGCUGCAAAAGCUAAGGAGGAAGUCAAUGAGCAUAAAAUGCUGAUCGAGGAGCUAAAGACUGAUGCACUGGAGAAGGAUACCCACAUUGAUCACUUGCAAAAGAUGAACGACGAGCUGAAUGCUCGUCUCUCCAAGGCAAAAGAGGACGCUGUGGCUGAAUUCAAGUCGUCCAAAGUGUAUACGGACACCCUGGAUCGCAAUUAUGCAGCUGGUUUUGAGGAUUUCAGAUUGGAUGCUAUUGAGAACUUCCCUGAAGUUGACUUUAGCUCAAUCAAACUUAACCUUGCUGCUGCCACAAGCUCUCUUAUUCAAAUCGGCUCUGAGGACGUCAAUGUGGAAGACGAUGCUAGCACUCAGCCACCCCAAGACGAGCCCAAUGUCAAUGCUCCCCCUGCUUAAGGACGAGACCUUUACA